AUGGCAGCCGCUGUCGUGUCAGGCAAAGACAUUGAGAAGCCUCAAGCGGAGGUGUCUCCAAUCCAUCGUAUUCGUAUCACUUUGACCUCCCGUAACGUGCGCUCGCUCGAGAAGGUCUGCUCGGACCUCAUUAAUGGCGCCAAGAAGCAAAAGCUUCGCGUCAAGGGUCCAGUGCGUAUGCCGACCAAAGUGCUCCGCAUCACAACCCGUAAGACACCCUGCGGUGAAGGUUCCAAGACCUGGGACAGGUUCCAAAUGAGGAUCCACAAGAGGGUCAUCGACCUCCACUCACCCUCGGAGAUCGUGAAGCAGAUCACCUCCAUCAACAUUGAGCCCGGUGUAGAAGUGGAAGUGACCAUCGCCGAUGCUUAA
Molecule: messenger RNA, 372 nt
Organism: Danaus chrysippus (African queen)
Lineage: Eukaryota; Metazoa; Arthropoda; Insecta; Lepidoptera; Nymphalidae
Source: the annotation of a GenBank genome assembly